AUGCUUCCACAUCCACCACAGUGGCUCCAACAACAACUACAUCUGCAGCCACAACAUCAACAGUCCACAACAACCACAGAUGCACCCACAACAACCACAGAUGCACCCACAACAACCACAGCUGCACCCACAACAACCGAAGAUGCUCCCUCAACCACCAAAGUGGCUCCAACAACAACCACAUCUGCAGCCACAACAACAGCAUUGGCUCCAACAACAACCAAUGCUUCUCCCACAACAACCACAGCUGAUACCACGACAAUCACAUCUGCUCUCACAACAUCAACAGCUGCUCCCACAACAACCCCAGCUGCUCUCACAACAACCACAGCUGCUCUCACAACAACCACAGCUGCUCUCACAACAACCACAUCUUUUCCCACAACAACCACAGCUAAUCCCACAACAGCCACAGCUGUUCCCACAACAACCACAGCUGCUAAGACAACAACCUCAGACGUUCCAUCAACAACCACAGUGGCUCCAACAACAACCACAUCUGCAACCACAACAACCACAGUGGCUCCAACAACAACCACUGCUUCUCCCAAAACAACCACAGCUUCUCUCACAACCACAGCUGCUCCGACAACAACCACAGAAUCUCACACAACAACCACAGAUGCACCCACAACAACCACAGCUACUCCCACAACAACCACAGAUGUUCCAACAACAACCACAGCUGCGCCAACAACAACCACAGAUGUUCCAACAACAACCACAGCUGCUCCGACAACAACCUCAGAAGUUCCAUCAACAAUCACAGUGGCUGCAACAACAACCACAUCUGCAACCACAACAACUACAGUGGCUCCAACAACAACCACUGCUUCUCCCACAACAACCACAGCUUCUCCCACAACAACCACAGCUUCUCCCACAACAACCACAGUUUCUCCCACAACAACCACAGCUGCUCCGACAACAACCACAGCUGCUCCGACAACAACCACAGAAUCUCCCACAACACACAGCUUCCCCCAAAACAACCACAGCAACAUUAAUGACAUCUACAACAGCAGCUACGACAAGUACAGCUGUAGAUACAACCACUACAGAUGCACCCACAACAACCACAACCAUAGCUGCUGCUACCACAAUAACAACAGCAACAGCAACAACACCCAAAACCUCGCCCACAACAAACACAGCUGCUCCCACAACAACCACAUCUGCACCAACGACAACCACAGCAUCUCCAAUAACAUCUACAGCAGAGGCUUCAACAACAGUGCCAAUAUCAACCACAGCAGCUGCCACUACACUCACAGCUUCACCAUCGACAACCACAGUUGCUGCAAAGACCACCAACACCCACCACACAACAACCAACGUUUCAGCCACAACAACCACAGCUGCUGUAACUACCACAGCUACAGCUGCACCAACGUCAACUACAGCUGCUAA
Messenger RNA from Salmo salar (Atlantic salmon), 1410 nucleotides. The record is from RefSeq and is a predicted model, not a curated record. NCBI's taxonomy places the organism in Eukaryota, Metazoa, Chordata, Actinopteri, Salmoniformes, Salmonidae.